AAAGCCAUUCUCGUUUUAACUAGAAUCAUCUCCUGAAACAUAAAACACGUUGCAUUGAAAGAAAAGGAAAGAUGGCAGAAAAUGGCAGUGGUGAUGGCCUUUAUACAAAUAGUGAUAACCAGACUCCUCCUACACCUCCUCCUCCUCCACAGAGUGUUAUGGGCUUUAUGUUGUCCAACAAGGUGGAGGCUGGAUUGUGGCUGACUCGCCUCUUCACUGUUAUCUGCACCUUCUUUUUCUUUAUUCCAGUAAUCGGGAGUGGUCCUCAUGGUUUCUACCAGAGGGCUCUAAUCAGUAAUGCAGCUACCAGUGCCCUGCGUCUACACCAGCGAAUACCAAAUGUCCAGUUGAACAUGGCUUUCCUGAAGACCAUAAUGAUGGAGGACAGUGGCCACUAUCUCUUCUUCUCUCUCAUCUUCCUCAACAGUUACCCGAUCACCAUGGCACUAAUGCCAGUGUUUCUGUAUGCAUUGCUUCAUGCCUGCAAUUACACAAAGGCUGUUCUUAAUAUAAUGGGUCCAACCUUUCUCCAGUUUGUAAGGAAUCUGAUCCAAAAGCUACAAAGUCAACAAGUCAGUGUUUUGCGCUUUGUAGCUUGUACAGAGAUAUUCAUCAUGCCCACCAUUGUCUUCAUGAUGCUUUCAGGUAGAUGCAGUUUAUUUCUGCCAAUCAUUUACUAUAGAUUCCUUAUCCUGAGAUAUUCAUCUCGUAGAAACCCUUACUGCAGGACGCUGUUCUCAGAGAUGCGAAUGACAGUAGAGUAUCUUACCAACAAGCCCCAGUGCCCAGGUAUUGUGAGGACACUAUGUAACAAAAGUAUAGCCCUUAUCUACCGUCUCGCUCCCCAGAUGUGAACACACCAUAUCUCUUUAGUGCAUGCAAGAAAUUUUCUAGAUGGAUGAAAGAAAAAUGAUCUAGAAGUGGUGUAAAAGGAAGUUCUUGGCAGGUGAAUGAUUUAAAUGUGAUAAAUAUUUAUAAAAUAAGUGGAAAAUUAAGUACAUAACUCGGAAUAGAUGAGAUGUCAGUUGUUUGUGUAUACCAGUUUGUAUGAACCGGAUAAUCUCUAUCACUUACAGUAAAUAUUAAAGUAUUUCUCAUUUUAACUUGAAAGAUUUCAAUAUAGAUCUUGAUAUAAAGAGAUGCUCUAAAUUAGAUAAAAGUUUAGAUUUAAAAAUUUCAGCUUUUUGACUGAUUUCAACC
Ylistrum balloti is the source of this 1200-nucleotide messenger RNA. Its product is annotated as transmembrane protein 33-like. The record is from RefSeq and is a predicted model, not a curated record. The transcript is spliced from 8 exons. NCBI's taxonomy places the organism in Eukaryota, Metazoa, Mollusca, Bivalvia, Pectinida, Pectinidae. Gene Ontology annotation, biological process: membrane organization; endoplasmic reticulum tubular network organization. Gene Ontology annotation, cellular component: endoplasmic reticulum; membrane. Bases 72 to 854 code for a protein of 260 amino acids.